Messenger RNA from Lineus longissimus, 9908 nucleotides. RefSeq lists its product as uncharacterized. The record is from RefSeq and is a predicted model, not a curated record. The transcript is spliced from 75 exons. Bases 1 to 9780 code for a protein of 3259 amino acids. Lineage: Eukaryota; Metazoa; Nemertea; Pilidiophora; Heteronemertea; Lineidae.
AUGAGUGGUCAGAAGAAACCGUGGUGCGCCACCACUGAAAACUUUGAGAAGGAUAAGAAGUGGGGAUUCUGCAUAGGGCCAAUCAAAACACAUGGCGGGAAUGCCAAAGAUGGCAACUGCAUAUUCCCCUUCCGUUACAAGGGGUCGUACCAUUACAGAUGUCUCCAAUAUGGCGUGAAAACGUGGUGCUCCACGACUGCUAACUAUGACAGUGACAAGAAGUGGGGCAACUGCAAAGAAAUAAAGAAAGUGUGUAAAGUUGGAACGAUGUGGGAUGGCAAAAAGUGCAUCAAGUUGAAGUCACAGGUUAUCAGCCUUUUCCCCAAGGCGGAUGUCCUCUUUCUCGUUGACGCAUCCAAACUGGUUUCAAAGACCCAGUUGGAUAAGAUCAAGGCAUAUCUCCAUAACGUCCUCCGUAAGAUCCCGGUCAGCCCCGAUUCAAUAAGGAUUGGCAUUGCACUCUUCGGGAAGAAAGUCAAAGAUCUAACUUGGUUCAACUCGUUCAAGAAUCGAGAAGGUUACCACAAGAAGGUCCAGAAAAUCAGCAACAUUGGCGAGUUUGGAGAUCUCGCUGAAGCUCUCAAGUACGCCAGGACGAAAGCAUUCACACUUAAGCACGGGAGUAGGAAGAAGUCGCCCCACGUGAUCUUUGUCAUGUCGUCUGGCCGAAUAAACAAACCAAAGAAUGCCAUCAAGGAGGCAAAAAGUACUGGUAGUGCUGGAUUUCGGAUUUUUUACGUUGCUGUUGGGCCAGGUCCUGAUAGCAAGACCAUCGUUGCUAUCACCAAGGCGGGCAAAGGUCAUUUCCUGUUGGCGACGGAAUCGAGGCUGCUCAAGCAUAUCUACUGGGUCUUCAAGGUCGUUGUCCAUGUGACCAAAGCUAAAUGCCCGGGUGGAUAUAAAAUGAUCAGGUCGAAAUGUUAUGCGAAAUGUGAUCAUGGAGAAAUCAUGAUGGAGAAUGGGGAAUGCAAGAAAGACAAGAAAUGCAAGAAAGGGUUCGAACAUGAUAAGACAGGGAAGUGUGUUCCUAAGUGUCAGAAGGGAUAUGAACAUGUCAAGAAGAGUUGUAAGAAGAAGUGUAAAAAGGGCCUGGUGCGCAAUAAGAAGGGGAAAUGUGCAAAGAAACCUAAGUGUAAGAAGGGAGAAGUCUUGAAGAAGGGAAAAUGUGUUAAGGCAGCCAAGAAACCAAAGAAGUGUAAAAAGGGAGAGGUCUUGAAGAAGGGAAAAUGUGUUAAGGCAGCCAAGAAACCAAAGAAGUGUAAGAAGGGAGAGGUAUUGAAGAAGGGAAAAUGUGUUAAGGCAGCCAAGAAACCAAAGAAGUGUAAAAAGGGAGAGGUAUUGAAGAAGGGAAAAUGUGUUAAGGCAGCCAAGAAACCAAAGAAAUGUAAAAAGGGAGAGGUCUUGAAGAAGGGAAAAUGUGUUAAAGCAGCCAAGAAACCAAAGAAGUGUAAGAAGGGAGAGGUCUUGAAGAAGGGAAAAUGUGUUAAGGCAGCCAAGAAACCGAAGAAGUGUAAGAAGGGAGAGGUCUUGAAGAAGGGAAAAUGUGUUAAGGCAGAGAAGUGCAAAUGGGGCUGGACACAUGACAAAUCUGGAAAAUGUGUACCAGUGUGCAAAAAAGGGUUUGCUUUGUUCAAAAAGAAGAAGUGUAUAAAGGCGUGCAAGAAGGGACUGAAGUGGGAUGAUAAAGGAAAGUGUGUAAAGGGUUCAAAGUGCAAGAAGGGACAAGUCUUGAAGAAGGGCAAAUGUGUAAAAGCACCAAAAUGCAAGAAGGGACAAGUCUUGAAGAAGGGCAAAUGUGUAAAAGCACCAAAAUGCAAGAAGGGACAAGUCUUGAAGAAGGGCAAAUGUGUAAAAGCACCAAAAUGCAAGAAGGGAGAAGUCUUGAAGAAGGGCAAAUGUGUAAAAGCACCAAAAUGCAAGAAGGGAGAAGUCUUGAAGAAGGGCAAAUGUGUAAAAGCACCAAAAUGCAAGAAGGGACAAGUCUUAAAGAAGGGCAAAUGUGUAAAAGCACCAAAAUGCAAGAAAGGAGAAGUCUUAAAGAAGGGCAAAUGUGUAAAAGCAACAAAAUGCAAGAAGGGAGAAGUGCUGAAUAAAAAGGGCAAAUGUAUUAAAGCCAAGAAAUGCAAGAAGGGUUGGAAGCAUGACAAAUUGGGCACAUGUCUGCCGGUAUGCAAAAAGGGGUUUGGGUUGUUCAAAAAGAAGAAGUGUCUAAAGGUGUGCAAGAAGGGAUUUGCAUGGGACAAGAACGGAAAAUGUGUAAAAGGACAAAAAUGCAAGAAAGGUUUUAAACUAGUCAAGGGAAAAUGUACCAAGGCAGUCAAGUGCAAAAAGGGUGAAAUCAUUGUGAAAGGAGCUUGCAAGCCGAAGUGUAAGAAGGGGGAGGUCAUCGUGAAGGGCAAAUGCGUCAAGAAAGUCAAGUGCAAGAAGGGAGAGAUUAUUACCAAUGGUAAAUGUGUGAAGAAGCCAAAGUGUAAGCCGGGCGAGAAGAUCGUUAAGGGCAAGUGUAUUGGGAAGAAGAAACCAGCUGCACUGGACAUCUGUCCACCUGGGAAGGUCCACCAUGGCAAGAAAUGUGUCAAGACAUCUGUGACCUGUCCACCUGGCUUCUUGUUUGUGAUGAACAAAUGCAGACUGAAAGGUGAGAAGUGUGAGACAGGCUUCAUGAAGAAGUGGAACGUGUGCAUCCCUCAUCAACCAGAGCAUGAUACUGAUAUCAUAAUGUGCAGCAAGGGCAAGGUCUUAUUCGGUGGGAAAUGCACGCACAUUAUCAUGGUUCCUCUCCCCAAGAAUUUCCACCCGAAGGUUGACUUGGUGUUCCUGGUCGAGACCUCCUCAGCCAUGGGCCUCAAGCUAAUGAACGCAGCCAAGGCGUUCCUUCACAAUAUCAUUGUCAGAUUACCAAUCAAAAAGACGGAAAUUCGAGUGGCAAUCUUUUCAUUUGACACCAAGGUUGUUCCACUCUCAUGGCUGAACAGCCACAAGAAAGGAAGCCUGUACUUGGCCGACAUCAAAAAGAUCAAAUACACCGGAGGAAAAGCGAAAAACAAACCCGGACUGUUAGGUGAAGGUUUGAAAUACAUAUUCUCAAAUGCAUUCGCGAAGCCCAAGGGUGGUAGGACAGCGAAGAAGGUACCUCGUAUCGUUGUUGUGCUCGGAAGCGGCCGGACCCAGAAGCCAAAAGAUGCUUAUGCAUCCGCCACGAAACUCCGAACCAAGGCUGCAUCGGAUAUCUUCAUGGUUUCGAUCGCGGAGAAGCCGGAUAAGAAGAUGAUGAAGCGUGUGGCCAAGCCUGGCCACUCGCUUGUGAUUGGGAAAUCGGAUGGCCUGAAGUACGUGCACUGGAUGUACCACGUUGUCAUGAAGGUCACCAAGACAGUGCCUGAAUGUCGACCAGGGAAGGUGAAGGUCGCCGGCAAAUGCAUCAAGAAGGGUGAACUUGAGAUCGAACUCGAUCUCCUACUCGUCCUUGACCCCUCCAAGGCCAUGGGAAAAGCAGCCUUCGAGAACACCAAGAAAUUCAUAAUAUUCCUCAUCGAGAAAGUGAGACUGGGAAAAGACUUUGUCAGAUUAUACAUCCUCUAUGUCAAAAGUGGCAAAAUAAGCGAACUGAAACUGUUCGGGCCAAAUAAGCUGGCUGCACAGAAGAAGAAAUACAUCAAACAAGUAAACGGGCUCAAAUAUGAGGGAAAGAUGUUCCCUAUGACGGAUAUGUUUAAGAAAGUGAAGACGGUCAUGGUAGGCAAGGGGUUCAAACGAAAAUGGGUCCAUCGUGCUGUGCUUUUAUUUGGAGGCUUGAAGCCAGAGAAGAAACAGCGUAUACUAGUCAGGAAAACUAUCUUGGAGGUAAUCGCUCUGAGGUCAUUCGUUUAUUAUUUCGCUGUGGGCACCGCAAAGGACAACAAGUUCUGGGAAGCCAUCUUGCCGAGGACUUUCAUAAUCAGGAAGAUAGUGCCGUCUGGUGGCUGGCUGCAGAAGAAGGUCUCGCAUAUUGUCCAUGAGGUCAAACAGCCCGGGUGUAUGCCUGGUUACUAUCUGUUCAAGAACAUCUGCAAUCGUGCCCCGAUUUGCGACAAAAAUGAAACUUGGGACAAGAAAAAACAGAUUUGCAUCAAAGGCAACAAAAAGGCCCCUAAAUGUCAAAAGGGAGAUCGCUGGGACAGGAAGACGAUGGGGUGUGUCUCAGGGGCGAAGGUGCUCAAACCCACGAAGAAGAUAAUCCCUAAGGUGAGGUGCCCGAAAGGGACAGAGAGGAAGAAGGACGUCUGUGUGCCUAAGUGUCCGAAAGGCUACGCGUUAAAGAACGGGACUUGUCAAAAGUCGUGUCCAAAGGGAAUGAAAGCGUUCGGAAAGAAAUGUAUCAAAACGGACGUAGCUCCACAUAUAAAGGGACGGAAGCCCAAAGAAGUGGUAAAGAAACCCAAGGUGCCAACCGGGGGGAUGGGGAAAGCGGUUAUCUGUCCAGCAGGAAAGCAGAACGUCAAGGGAAAAUGUGUUAAAAGUGGAGAUGUGUGUCCCCCAGGUUAUGCCAAGUCUGUCGCUACUGGCCAAUGUCUCAGAAAUGCUAGUGCCAAGUGUCCGAAAGGAACGCAUCCGAGUGGAGGCGUCUGUCUUAAAAAUCUCGGAAACGGCCACGGGUGUACUGCAAACCAGUAUUGGCUUGAAGGAAAAUGUGUUGACCGUGAUGAAAAAUGCCCAGACGGUUUCAAGAAAGGCAUCCACAAGUGUGAGAGGAUCCAUCAUCAUGGCAAAUGUCCCAAUGGGGAGGAGAGACGACACGGCAAAUGUCCAUCACUUACUGCCCGCUGUCAGCCUGGUACCAAACUGGAUAAGGCCAGCAAUAUGUGCUUAAGAAAGGAAGUUGAUGCCAAAUUGAUCAAAAAUGCCAAACCAGUUCAUCUGGCCCGCCAAGGUCCCAAGGUUAAGGUCACAAAGGCAGCACUGCCUGGCACAAAGAAAUCACCACUGAUGAAACCAGCACCACCGGCAGGGAAGCCAAUGAAACAAGGUGUUCUCAAAUUGGUUGCCAAGAAGACAGAUGCACUAAAAGCAAAGGCUACCGCACCAAAGAAAAAGGCCACACCAAAAGCAAAACCUGUUGCAGCAAAGGUAAAACCCGCGGCCAAAAAGAGUGGUAAGAUCACCAUGUCAAAGAAGGACUUGGCAGAGUUUCUCAAAUGGAAGAAGAAUAUAAAAGGGGCAGCAGCCAAGAAGCCCGCAGCCAAGAAACCAGCUGCCAAGAAGGCUGCACCAGAGAAAGCUGCACCAGAGAAAGCUGCUGCUGAAAAGGCUGAACCAAAGAAAGCUGCUGAAAAGAAGGCUGCACCAGAUGCUGCACCCAAAAAGGGAACAGGGAAGUUCUCAGUUUACAUGUCACCAAUGAAAGCAUUUGUCAAGAAGGACCAUGGCAAAUGUCCACCAGGUUACAUUCCAAAGGCAAAGCUCUGCUACAGAGGAAAAGCGAAAUGUGACAAAGGCUUCCACUACGUCAAGUCAAGGGACCUCUGCCUCUCCGAACUGCAUUCCUGCCCAGAGAAAUACGAUCAGAAAGGACAUGAAUGCGUAGAGAAAGAUCAUGAAUGCAGUCCACACUUCCACAAGCUUUCACUUCGAUGUAAAAAGAAGUCAAGUGUAACAAAGGAAGCUCAACCCAAGAAAGCUGCACCUAAGCCAGCUGCACUGAAGGAAGCUGCACCUAAGCCAGCUGCUCCAAAACCAGCUGCUCCAAAACCAGCUGCUCCAAAGAAAGCUGCUGAACUCGCAGCACCGAAAAAAGAGGCACCUAAACCAGCGGCACCCAAGCCAGCUGCGCCAAAGGAAGAUGCUGCAAAACCAGCUGAACCAAAGAAAGCCGCAGCUAAGCCUGCUACACCUGAACCAGGUGCACCAAAAAAAGCUGAACCAACGAAGGCCGCACCUAAGCCUGUUGUGCCUGAACCAGCUGCAAAAGAAACAAAUGCAGAAAAGUCUUCAAUCUAUAUGACACCUCUGAAAGCAGUAGUCAAGAAGGAUCACGGCAAAUGUCCACCCGGUUACGUACCAAAGGCUGAACUCUGCUACAGAGGAAAAAGGAAAUGUGACGAUGGUUUUCACUAUGUGAGGACCAGGGAUCUCUGCCUGUCGGAAUUGCAUGCAUGCCCAGACAAAUAUGAACAGAAAGGACAUGAGUGCAUUGAGAAAGGUCAUGCCUGCCAACCACACUUCCACAAGGUGUCACAGUUAUGUAAGAGUAAGGCAGCCGCAAAACCAGCUCCGAAAGCAGCUCCGAAAGCAGCUCCGAAAGCUGCCCCGAAAGUAGUCCCAGCCAAAGAAGCCCCUGCAAAGAAAGCGGCCCUGGCCCCCAAGAAGAAAUGUAAAAAGGGCGAGAAGCUAAUCAAAGGCAACUGUGCCAAAAUGAUGGUGCUUAAGGGAGUGAAAAUUAACAACAUACAGGCGCAGAACCCGUUCUCUAAAGCAACAAGUAAUGCCCUUGCAAAGAAAGUGAAACCAAAUGCUGGCAAGUGCGCAAAAGGUUUCCAGAAAGACAAGGAGGGCAAUUGCGUUAAAAGCCUAAGAAGAAGAAAGAGAGGCAUACAUCAGGAUGUCGACAUCAAGAAACUGGUCGCCAAAUUACAAAAGAUUCGCCACAAACAUCCCAACAAACAUGGGUCAGCUGCACCAGAUACGGCUGAGAAAAAACCUGCCGCAAACCCCAAAAAGGUUCCCGUGAAACCAAAGGUUUCUGUUAAACCAAAGAAAGCUGCUUCUAAACCAAAGAAGGCUGAUGUUAAACCAAAAUUGUUUGCUGCAAAACCCAAGAAAGCUGCUUCUAAACCAAAGAAGGCUGAUGUUAAACCAAAACUGUUUGCUGCAAAACCAAAGAAAGCUGCUUCUAAACCAAAGAAGGCUGCUGAUAAACCCAAGAAAGCUGCUUCUAAACCAAAGAUGGCGGCUGAUAAACCCAAGAAAGCUGCUUCUAAACCAAAGAUGGCGGCUGAUAAACCCAAGAAAGCUGCUUCUAAACCAAAGAUGGCGGCUGAUAAACCCAAGAAAGCCGCUUCUAAACCAAAGAUGGCGGCUGCAAAGAAAACAGUUAAACCGGUGACGAAGCCAGGGUCGUCAAGUUUAAAUGAAAUAGAUGAACCUAUUCACCCGCACAAAAUCACCAAGGCACAUCAUAAAAAGUGCCCUCCACAUUUCAUUCGGAUCUCACACCGAUGCGUCAGAGUCAAAAAGAAAUGCCCAUCUGGCCAGCAUUUGCUCCACAACAGAUGCGUAAACGACAAACAUAAUUGUCCUGGUGGCCACUUGGACAAAAAAGGAAAAUGUAUUCGCGACAAACCCAACCACUGCCCACCCGGCUACAAGCCCCUUUCCUUCCUGUGCGUCAAGAUGAAUGGGAAGCGCCGAAUAAUAGACCCCACACGUAAACCUAAGGAGAAACCUACUCCAAAGAAGGAAGAGCCGACAACUAAAAAACCAAAGAUAACCACACCCAAACCACAACCUAAAGAAACAGACAAGCCAACAAAGAAACCACCAAAGGCGAAGAAAGUUGCUUUGAAGCCAAAGUGUCCUGGAGGUGGGAUGAACGUGGGUAAAGACAGAUGCAUGGAGGUGAAGUGUACCCCAGGCUUCAAGAAGAAGGGCAUCAAGUGUGCACAAACCAAAUGCCCGUUGGACAAGAUUACUGCCUGUUUGGUGGUGAAAUGCCCAGCUGGCUUCAAGAGAAUCGGACAGACUUGCUUCCGUAUGGUGUGUGCCUACGGUUACAAACUGGUCAAAGGGAAAUGUGUCCUUGAUAAAUGCCCGUCAAACUACCAGAAGGUAGGCAAUACCUGCAUUCGCUACAUCUGUCCUCCUGGAUAUGGCCUUAACAAAGACGGAACUUGCAUCUUGAAAACCUGCCCGAAAGGCUUUGAGAAAGCAGAUGGAAGUUGCAUCAGAAUCCGAUGUCCAGAGGGAUACAAGCUUAAGAAUCAUAAAUGCAUAUUGGUCAAGUGUCCUGUGGGCUUCAAGAAGGUUGAUGAGAGAUGUGUCCGCUAUCGAUGCCCUGAGGGAUACAAACUUACUGGAGAUGGCCACUGCAUAUUGGUGAACUGCCCAGUCGGCUUCAUCAAGUACCAUGGAAAAUGCAUACGAAUAAGUUGUCCGAAGGGAUACAAGCUCUCUGGAAUGAAAUGCAAACUCGUCAGUUGUCCACCAGGCUAUAAGAAGAUAGGCAAGAAGUGUAUCAAGACUGCUUGUCCUGCUUCCCAUGAGAUGGUCAAAGGCCAUUGUGUCUUGAGGAAGUGCCCACCAAAGACAAAGAAAAUCAAGGAUAAAUGCUAUCAACUGAGCUGCCCUGCGGAUUUCAAACUAGUCGGAUGGAAAUGUCAUAGAUACCGAUGUCCAAAACCUUACUUCCUUCACCAGCAACGAUGCAUCAGAAUCAGGUGUCCAAAGGGCUACACCCUUCAGAAGAUGAAAUGUGUUUUGACCAGGUGUCCCAUUGGUUUCAAGUUCCACAAAGGUCGUUGUGUCAUUUUGGAAUGCCCAGAAAACUACAAUGCUUUCAAAGAUUCGUGCAAAGUUGAUAAAUGUCCAAAUGGAUACUCAAAGCACAAAAAUGAAUGUGCCAAGGUGCAGUGCGGACCAGGAUUUAAGGAAAAGAAGGGGACUUGCCAAGUGAAGAAAUGUCCGUCUGGAAGUGAUAAGAAAGACGACACUUGCGUUAAGAAAUGUGAUAAGAAGAAAUGCCAUGAGGAGAUCAUGUGCCCCAAGAAUGCGCAACUGAAGGAUGGCAAAUGCUUAAUGAAGAGCUGCCCCAAGGGAACCACGAUGGACGGAAACAGAUGCCUGAAGAUCAAGUGCCCCACAGGUUACAAGUUUACAAAAGGCAAAUGCAUCCUUGAAAAAUGUCCACCUGGAUUUAAGAAGUACGACAACAAAUGCUACAAGGUGGAAUGCCCCAAGGGUUACGUUCUGACAAAGUCCGGCCACUGCCAUCUGCACAAGUGCCCCACCAACUUCAAGAAAGUCAAAGGAAAAUGUGUUCCAACUCACUGCCCUCACGGAUAUGUGAAGAAGGGGAAGACGUGCAUCGCCAAGUCCUGCCCCAAAGGCUGGAUCAAGAAAGAUGACCACUGCGUCAAGGUCAGCUGUCCAAAGGGUUAUGCUCUGAACAAGAAAAUGCUCUGCGUCUUAAAGAAAUGUCCAAAGGGCUACAAGAUCAAGAAGGGACGCUGUGUCCGUCUCACCUGCCCUGAUGGUUACAAGUACAAGAAAGGAAACUGCUAUUUGAACAAAUGUCCAAAGGGAUACAAAGUGCACAAGGGAAGAUGCAUCAAGAUAUACUGUCCCAAAGGUUACUCAGCAGAAGAUGGCAUGAGCUGUCAACCAUCGUCUGACAUCGUCGCCAAGAAAGGAAAAGGAAGGGCUGCAAAGAAAGGAAAGAAAGCCAUGAAGAAGGGAAAGAAGGCCAAGAAGGCCAAGAAGGGGAAAAAGAAAGGAAAGAAGGUCGCAAAGAAAGGGAAAAAGAAGGCUAAGAAGGGAAAAAAGAAAGGAAAGAAGGUCGCCAAGAAAGGGAAAAAGAAGGCUAAGAAGGGGAAAAAGAAAGGAAAGAAGGUCGCCAAGAAAGGGAAAAAGAAGGCUAAGAAGGGGGAAAAGAAAGGAAAGAAAGUUGCAAAAAAGGGAAAGAAAGGGAAAAAGGGGAAAAAGGCUGCCAAGAAAAGUAAAAAAGAGAAAAAGGACAAGAAGAAAGCAAAGGGAAAAAAGAAAGCCAAAAAGGCCGAUGAGAAAAGUAAAAAGGAGAAGGAGGAGUAAACGAACGUGACUGGCCUGUCGUGGCUACUCCCUGAUAGCCAAGCCUACUCCCUGUUUCUGCUCACAUGUGUUUCCCUCUUCAUUUUCACAUAAUAAAGUCUGACUUCGAGAGAAGAAUGUGUUCAUAA